AUGGCAAAUGAAAAACCGACUACGUGUUCAAGGUCUUUCAAACCUGAUGAGAGUUUUCGUUCUUUUGUGAAUGUAUUCAUAGCGAUGUGCUUGACUGCAUGCAUUAUAUCUCAAGUUUCUGUGUGCGUUUAUAUGUACCACAAGUUUACGAGGCUGGACGAACGCAUUGAUAAUUUGGGAAACAUAAUUGAGAAGAUCGUUGUUGAAAGAUCAUUUAAGUCCCAUACAAAUCAAACAGCCUUGGAUGAAAACAAAGUCGUACGGGAAAGAAGGUCCGUACAACAAAGGGCCACUAAUCUGCAAAGUCUGGCUAAGCGUGUUAUCGUGAUUGAAAAGAGGUAAGCAGAAACGCCACACGAGCGAUUGACUAGAGUUAGCUUUUGACACUUGUCGGAAUAAGCCCGAAACACUGCUCUGUGUUUGUUUUCAUGAAAAAUUAACACGGGAUCUUUAAAAGCUAGAGACGAGGAAGUUUCCCCAUAGAUUUUUUCUUAGAUCUGUUAAAUCUCUUAAAUGCCAAGAGGUGACACGGUGGAACUGAGCAUUUCUUUUUUAUUAGAUUACAAGAAUACAACAGAACUGCUGCUGAAAGGUGGAUCUCAAGGCAUUUUGUAAGAGGUCAGUAAAGAUAACAAAAUAAUGCUGUACCGUCAUACUUCGCAAAGUUUAAGAUUUUUAAAAGAGGAUAAAAAUUCAAAAUGGCGGGUCAAUAAUGGAGGUCAUCUGAAAUCGUGACAAUUUCCACAUCAAAUAACGUCACCAAGUCACUUGAAAAACCAUGACAACAACUAUGUUUCAAUAUUCCCACGUGAGUACGUAGUAUUACCUACAUUAUUUAUGUUACAAAUCUCAAAUUAAAAUACGCCUUUAAUAUUAUUAAAGAACAAGUUUUUGUCAAUUUUCCAUACAUGAAUGUAUGUAAGCAGCUGUAAGUCUGUAGAUCUCACAAAACCGUGAACACAGAAAUAUUUAUGGAAUGUUAUUGUGUUGCGAGAAAUAAGCCAAUAAGGCUUACUUUUUGAACGAGUUUUUUAGCUCUUUGAUGUAACGUGUUAAAAUAAAUGGUUGAUUGAUUGAUUGAUAACUAAACUGCAAAAAGCAACGGCAAUUAGUUAGUGGUUUUAAGGUUUGCUUGUGUAUCCUGAACUUUAUUGUGAUUGGCCAGUACACAAUCAACAUUCCUGAAAUUUUUCAGGUGUGCACGGUUUUCUGAGUUUGACAGUAAAAAGGAGGUAUUUAUUACUAAUGUUUAGGGGACGGGAGAGACUCGGCCAUUUCCUAGUUCCAGAUGACGACUGGAAUUGCGGAGCUGCAUAAAUUCGAUAUCUCUGCAAAUCGGUUUUCUUUCAAAACUCCUUUGCAUGCCUUUUACUCUAAACCGAAAUGGUACUAUUAUAAGUCCAUCACUCAGGUCACUCUUCCUCAGGGGGAAUGUCUCUUGUUAGAGUAAAACGCUUUAUGAUGUUCUAAGAAUGUCUCCCCGGGGGACACAUGUGACUAGUACGUAGUUCCGCUCAAAUUUUCAGGUCGCGAUGGAAGAGAUGGAAGACCAGGCCCCCCUGGACCGGCUGGACAGGCAGGUCUUCCCGGUAAGUUCAUUUUGCAGAACUUAUAGUUAACGUAAAUGACCUGAUAAACACCCCGUGCGUCUAUUUAAUUUUAGGGGUCCAAGCAGGGGCGCUUAAUAGAUAAGAGGCGUUUAUUUUUCAUAACUGUAACAAGCUCAACAAAACUAAUAUGCUUUCGGCGAAAAUAUCAAGACAGAGGUUAAAUAGCAGAAGGCACUUCAUCAAUUGAUACGUCUAGGCCUUCCAGAGAUCCAUAUCGCUGUUUCAAAUCCCAACAUCGAUAUCAGAAUCCUCGGUCAAGGUCAUUUUGAUGCCAUCGUUAAUCUAUCCUUACUUGGAACUUGACGUGAACAAUAUGAAAUACGCAAACCCUGGUGAAAUAAGCAAUUGCAAGAAACUAUAUGAAUUGCUCCUUUUUGCUAAUUCCUAGUAUUUUGGAGUUAUUCUCACAGGAGACGUCUAUUAGACAGGGGGCAUUUAUUAGACAAAUGCGUUUAUUUGAAAGUGGGCGUUUAUUAGGUCAUUUACGGUAUGACUAAUGACAAUGCAACUCCACCUUGCCGCUGUCAGGUCCAUCUAUAGAGCGUUUUCACAUGAUGUCACGGCGGCCAUAUUCGUGUUCCAAAACAAUGAAACGGCGGCCAUGUUGGUGUACCAAGAAAAUCCUCUAGGCGUUUAACUCUAACUCUUUUCUCAUGUAAAUGCUUUCUUUUGUUCCAAUGAAUUAGCACAGAUGCUGGCCACGUGAGCGAAAACGCUCUUUUCGGCCAUCGAUCUUGUAGCUAAAUGGGCUAAAUGGCCGCUUCAAUUUGUCCCGCUUUAAAAAGCCGUACAGUUUCUCCCAAGAAAACCUCACCAAUGCUAUUAAAGGCCACAUUGUAGAAUCCCAACGUGUAUAUUUGGCUUCAAAUUUACCUAGGAUAAGGCCUCGAAUUUAUCCAACGUGUAGUCACUGAUCUCUCCUUAGGCAAACUGAAGAAGAGCGAGUGAAACAAGCGAGCUCUCGUGAAUAUUACCCAAGUGAGAAAGGCGAGAAUAAAGAUUUUGUUUCUCUCCCCUUAGUCUCCUUACGCCGCGUCUUGCCUUUCUCCCUAAAGAAGGAUUGGAUCAAUUUAGGUUCUGGGAAACUGACCACCCACCCUCCCCUACGUCAAUAUCAUCACUUACUUCCCACUUAGGGCAAACUGUUGGCUUAGGGGAGGGGUAGGUGGGAAGUUUCCCACCAAGGGUUUUUACGCUGGCUCGUGUACGGUUCAAUGUAAACGGGUUGCACACAGGUAAAAAAUUAGUCCGUUCAAAAAUUUGUCUGGACCCAUGUAAAUGGGGUCUAGCUAACGUUAGCACUACUGUGUUCGUAUGGGAAUGUGCCCACGAAGCACGUGCAUUAACGCAGAUUCGAGCGAAGAAAAAAAAAACACUUUAACAGUCUAGUUGCGUGGAAAAGCCUGCGCUUUAACAAAUUCAGUUCCGAUCAGUUUAUAAAUUCAAUUCUAAUGAAAUAUAAAAGUUAGAAGUGUGUCAUGGCAAGUUUUACGCUGAUUUAUAUCAAAGUUUCACUGAACUAACAUAUGCAUGCAGUGGUCUGUAAAAGAAUAACACUGCUAACAUUUUUUAUGCAAACAAGAAAACUGAAAUGAAUAUUCUCUCAAACUUAGGAUUUCCUUUCAGGCAGAGACGGGAAGGAUGGUAAAGACGGUAAAGAUGGAAGAGACGGCAGAGAUGGAAGAGAGGGUCCCGCUGGACCUCGAGGAAUUGCGGGACCUCGAGGUAUGACCCAGACCUUGACCACAUACCGUGUUGCACAAAAUUUUUGCGGGUUCUAAUUUUUGCGAUUUUCGCGAUUUUUCCAGCAAUCCGCAAACAUAAGUUCCCGCAAAUAAAAAUUACGGCAAACAUUUUUCCAGCAAACAUUUACUCCAGAGUAAAUAUUCUCCAACUUAAAUUCGCUAAACAAAAAUGCGGAAGUAAAAGAUCGUGUCCGUUCAAUUGCAACUUGCCUCAAAACGGUAUACAAUGGUUUUACAUACACACAUACCGUGGUUCUAUUUGAAAAUACGUAUUUAUAUAUACACGUACUUAACAAAAACGAAAAUAUUAUCAAUACUGGGUACUGGGUACUUCCUGAAAAUGGCAAAAAUUAGUUCUCAGCGAGAAAAACCAAUCUGUCUCCACAAAAAUGAUUUUUUUUUAUUUGUAGCAAACGAAAUAAUAGAUUCACUAACGAAACGAUAUAUAAAUUACCUGAAAAAAUAUCCUUAUAACUAAAAGCAACAUUGUAACAGCAGGUAUGUUUUCAAAAACUAACGACAAGAUGGAGGUUACUGAGAGUUUUAUUAUGUGUAGUCAUACCUCGAUACAACGAAGGCCCAACUGACUGGCAAAAUGUGUUCGCAAUCAAGGCACUUUUUCAUAUAUAACUAUUACUAACUGCAGGGUGAAGAAAAUCGUUCGUUAUGUCGAGGCCUUCGUAUACCUGCUUGGGUUUAACUUACACCUACAGGGGUUUAACUUAUACCUAUACUUGGGUUUAACUUAUACCUAUACUUGGGUUUAACUUAUACCUACUUGGGUUUAACUUAUACCUACAGGGAUUUAACUUAUACCUUCAGGGGUUUAAUAUAUUUAUACCUACAUGAGGGGUUUCAUUUAUACCUACUUGGGUUUAACUUAUACUUAUUUCAUGAAUCACACAUUUUCUUUUGUUAUUCAACAUCCUUUAUUUAACUUACAUACUUCAUGAAUAUUUAACUAACUGAAAGUCUGGGGAGGGCUUGAUAAUGUAGCAGGGAAGAGCGGGGCUGAUGAAUUGAAUAAAUUGCUAAUUAUAAAUGCAAGGGCAAUAUCUAUAUAAAUACCCGGUAUUUAUCUGUAUAUUGCCCUGCUGCCCUGGGCAAUAUACAAAUAAAUCCCUUCCAUUUAUAAUGAGCAAUUAAAGCAAAUCAUACACGUCCUUUGACCCCGCCAAACAUUCUGAGAAAAUUUCUCCCUUUAACACAAAUAUAGAAAUUUAUUCUGCAACUAUAGAAAAUACAGUAGUAUCCCAUAUAUCAUGCAGGCUAUGUGUUCACUCUAAGAAAAUUUUAAGUCUUUGGAAAAUUUCGUCGUCACUUACACGCUUCCAGGUUCUUUCUUCUUCCGAAUUUCCAAAACAAACUUCCCAAGCCAGUAGUCAAGCUGCUCAUUAGCGACUUUCUUAAUGUCAGGAUUGACUUCGUAGUAUUUCUCUUUGCUGCUAUUCUUUUUAACUUUUACAUUGCGUUCGACGGCCCAUUCCUCCCAGCAACGUACCGCCCAUGAAGUAUUAACUUUCGUGUUUGCCGGUAUUCUGGACUCUCUUCUCUUCUCGACUUCGUUAUCACAAACAACAACGAUAUUACGCCCAGGAUUUUCCUUCUUUUCGACUUCAACACUAUCUCGUUCGCUUACUUCUCUAAAGUCUCCCACCAACUCUUCCAAAUUCAACUCAGGGGAAAAAGGCUCCUGAGAGAAAGUAUUUUGCGUUAGGAAAAUUUCGUCGUCACUAUCCAUUGCCGCUCUCACAAGUGUACUGGCCCCCCAAAAAAUACCAAGACAAAAAUAAAAAAACACAAAAGGUUUGAAAUUUGAUUGUUGUCGGCUUAGCAAACAAACAAUGCGCUAUUGUUCUCCGUUUCUCACCUAAGUGAGAACAAGUGGUUUGAACAAAUUAUGACCCGUGAAACGCCCUUUCUCGAUGCUGUGUGAAAACCUUUACAAUACUUACAAUGAAAUACGUCAUUGUCUGGGGUCGGAUCAAAAAAUGACAAACAAACAGAUGUCAAAAACAAGUGGCCAAUUAUUGCCCUGUGAAGACGACCUUUAUGUAACCUAUACCUCAUGAAUAAUAUCAUGAAAUAAGUUAGAUAAACCCCUCGAACGUCGGUAUUAAUCCAUAUACAUCCCUCGGGCCUACGGCCCUCGGGAUGUAUAUGGCUUAAUACCUCCGUUCUCGGGCUUUAUCUCUUACGUACUUGGGUUUAACUUAUACCUACAGGGCUUUAACUUAUACCUACAGGGCUUUAACUUAUACCUACGGGGGUUUAACUUAUACCUACUUAGGUUUAACUUAUACCUACUUGGGUUUAACUUAUACCUACAGGGCAUUAACUUAUACCUACAGGGGUUUAACUUAUACCUACAUGAGGGGUUUAACUUAUACCUGCUUGGGUUUAACUUAUACCUACAUGAGGGGUUUAACUUAUACCUACUUAUGUUUAACUUGUACCUACAGGGGUUUAACUUAUACCUACACGGCUUUAACUUAAACCAAAAACUCAUAAGGGGUUGAAACGUGUAACUCUCAGAUGUUUGCUUUGUCCGAUGCUCGUGAUUAUUCAUUUUCGAAAGUACCAUAUUUGGAACGAGAAGAAAAGAUAACUGACCAAUCAAACUACGUUGUUUUGUUCCCGUGCCCGCUUAAAAAAAUGGCCGACAAACGGGGAAAAAACUCCGGAAAACCGAGAAAGCUUUCAAAGGUUGAAACUAGGAAUCUUACCGAAAUGCUGAGCAGGAUAUUAUUGGCUUACCAUCCUGGCCAAACAUAAUAUUAUGAAACCCACUGAUGUCCUCGCGACUUCUUGAAGUUGUCAUUUCAAAAAACGAUGCCUCGUUGACCCUCUGGUCAGUAAACUUAUACUGCAAAUAGGCCUCUAAAAUUCUUAUGUUAAAAGUCAAGAAUAAACAACAAAAAAUAUUUUGGAAUAAAGUUCAUUAGCUGCGUAUCGAAAAGUGUCCAAAACCUGAGCGUGACAUCUUCGCAAAAAGUGAUGUGUGUAAUAAAUGUGAGAAGCAUUAAGCUUAAAUUCAGCUUGGAUGUUGUAGUCACAAUCGUGUUUUGAGCUAAUUUUAUGAAUGAACAAACUCAAAACAAUAGGCAGAGAAGCCGUUUCUAGAAAAUUUUUAUUCAAAAUCCAAAAAGUUAAUCCUUCAAAGCAAUUCGCAAAACACUAUCUGGAUCGUGGAUCCGUUCACGCAAGUGAAAUCGGCUGAACACAUGGCAAAAUUCAACACAAAAUCUAUCGGGGCAAAUUUUGUAAUUUUUCUUUAGCGCCGAAUUAAGGAAAAAAAUGUAUAAAACGUCUAUGAAACAUUUAAAAAUACAUAAAUUCCCUUUAAAAAACGUAAUUGUCUUGGCCAUAGAGUGCAAAAUGUACCUGAAAAUUCAGCUAAAACUUCGCUGACUUGGUCGCAUUUCAAAACCAUCAUGGGCUCCGCCGUGACGAAAACAAGGUUGAAUUCCUCGAAGGACGAUUUCUUGAUGAAAAGCUUCCCUCCUCCACAAAAAGAAAGCCGAGCAUUCUUUUGAACUUUCUCUUUCCAUUUUUUGUCUUCUAACGGUGUAUUUUUAACCUUGAAAUGCAGAACUCUUGUCUUAAAACAUCUGCAUGGUGAUCGCGCAGCAGCCAUUUUGUUGAAAAUGGAUAUCCGUCACUAAGGUUUCAAAAUAUGGUAAAAGUGAAUAUUCACGAGCAUUGAACGCGAGUUGCACGUUUCAACCCCUUAUGGGUUUCUGCUUACACCUACAGGGGUUUAACUUAUACCUACAGGGGUUUAACUUAUACCUACUUGGGUUUAACUUAUACCUACAUGAGGGGUUUAACUUAUACCUACUUGGGUUUAACUUAUACCUACAUGAAAGGUUUAACUUAUACCUACUUGGGUUUAACUCAUACCUACAGGGAUUUAACUUAUACCUACAGGGCUUUAACUUACACCUACAGGGGUUUAACUUAUACCUGCUUGGGUUUAACUUAUACCUACUUGGGUUUAACUUAUACCUACAGGGUUUUAACUAAAACCUACAGGGGUUUAACUUAUACCAACAGGGGUUUAGCUUAUACCUACAGGGAUUCUUUAUAUCGAGAUUCCACUGUCAUGUAUUUUUGUGGCGCUUUCUGAUGAGUACGAUCGCAAAAUGUUUGCGCAAAACAGACUGUGAUGUUGACUUUUCAUUUCUUCUUAGUGGGAAAAAAGCGAAUACAAAUAAGGGGUGCAAAAAUCUGUUCACGUCAAGGAGCCUGGUCCCAGGUUACUUUAAAGGUCCAUUUUCGUAAUCUUGUUUCAUUUUCUCCUCCUCCUUGUGAUUGUAGUGGGUGUAUUUAUAUAUUGACACCCCGGGGCUUUUAAGGUUCCCUCUUUGCUUAAAAGUUCAAUAACUUCAAAACCGUUUAAGCUAUGGCCACCAAAACCAUCUGGGAACAUUUUUAAGUCGUCAUGGCGUGUACGUCAAUAAAUUCAACAAGAUGACUUCAUAAGAACGUCAAAUCACCUCAUUGUGUCAAUCAUGUUGCAUCUUGUACAUUAUUCUGUGCAAUUUUGGUGGCCGUAUCAUGAGCAGCUUUUAAGUUAUAGUGCAAUUCUUCUGAAACCCCCUACCCCCUUUCGCAAAAAGUAAAAACAAGUGGUCUGAAUAGUGUUACAUAUGGCGUCUUUGGUAACACAGGCAAGGAUGGCAAAUAACAAGAGCAAUUUAAAUUGGUUAUUUAGAUUUAUAACCAAGGGUUGUACUCCGCUUCUUUGCUUCACUCUCCACGCACUAAUACUCACCCACGAUAGUUCUUUUUCAAUAGGAGAGGUUGGUAAAACAGGAGGCGUCGGCCCUCAGGGUCCCCCCGGACCACCGGGAGAGAAAGGAAAGGGACUGUCUGGGGUGAAAUACGUUCGCUGGGGAAGAACCAACUGCUCUGGAGAUGCAACAGUGGUGUACAAUGGUAAGAAGACAUUAUCCUUUUAUCUACCUUCUCUCGUUGAACAAUGCAUUUGCGAUUAUCAGGUUAAGUAAGCAUUAUUAGUAGGUCGUAUAUCAAUAUUAACACUAGCAAUACGUUUAUCGUAAAAACCUCGCGAGGAGGAUGUAAAGGGACAGUAGUAAGAAUACAGAGAAACUAGCCAAAGGAUUCAAAGAAAAAAAAAAUAAAACUAAACUGGAAAAAAUGUAUCACAAAUAAAAGGCUUUGCCAAGAGUCGAACCUGAACCAUCUGCCUCUAAGGUCGACUCCUAGACAACUGAACCAUGCUGCCGUAAUUUCCGUAAUUUAUAAACCUUUGCUACAGGAGGGCCUUACAGCGAUCGCUUUGUGGGGAACAACAUGAAAACUCGUUUUUGUGGGCGUUUCCACCUGUUUUGGUAUUUUAAGGCUUAUGACAAUAUUUUCAAGCUUAUGGUGAUGGCUGGAAAGUGGGUCAAGAGUUCCUGAAUGGAGCUUUCAGUCGUAUUCUCGGGCAUGUUUUAUUUUUACAUGCAUCUUAGGCGUGUUAGUCGAGCAAAUCGCACAGAUUUGGGCGUUUUUCAAAAAAAUACCCUAAAGUAAGCCUUCAGCGUAACUUAGAAGUCAAAGUUGUAGUGAAAUAGCGUAACUUAUGACGUCACAAAUGGACCGUAGUUAGGGUGGUUGCAGGAAAAAUAUCGUGAUUGAGUGGUUAAUUCAUCAUUGAACGUAUUGCCGGGAGGAUAUAUACAGUAAAAUCCGCAGGUAAAAACCUGGCCGGGCCCAGUUGUUCGAAGGCCGCUUAGCGCUUAACCCGCAGUUAAAUUUAACCCUGGUUUCUUUGUCUCGUGUUCAAAAGUAUUUUCUCGAAUAAUUUUCUCUGUUAUUUUUAGAGCUUCCAAUCAUCAACUUGUAGACAAAAAGAAUUGAAACUGAAACGCUUUUUAAUUUUAAGCUUUCAAAUCUGAAUUCAAAUCUCGCACUAACCCUGAGUUAUCUUAACCCAGCUUCGAACAACUCGGCCCUGGAUUUUUAAGAACCAGCUAGAACUUAUAAGGUUAAAAUUUUCCAGUUCGGCCCCUUCCAUACAAGAACCUGUAUGUUUAGACUAAAAUUUAAAACAGGUUUUUAUUUUCUAAAAUCUAUAAUAAAAAAUUGACAAUGUGUACUCUAAUAGGUAAAUAAGUCAACAUCCACGAAUGAUCCUCUAUGGAAACAUAGAUACUUUUAAUUAUCACUUUAACUUCUAUGUAAUCGUAGGCAGCUAUUUCAUAUAAGGAAUAAGCUGAAGACCACUACUUUUAGCUACAGUGUAUUUUUUCUUCAGAAAAUAAGAAUCUAUUUAAGAACCUAAAUAGCUUAAAUUUGAGCUAAUUACCUUUUAUUUAAGAACCUAUUUCAUAGGGCUAGCUUAGGAAAAUGCACGUCCUCGCCCGAUGGUAUUUACUGUAAACUCGUAAUACUUAAUUUAGUUCAUUUUCAGUGUGAAUGAAAUUUAAAUGACAAAAAGUUUCAAACAGCUUUCUUGUCUUUAGGUAUAAUGGGUGGUGAACAUUACUCUCACACUGGAGGUGGAGUGAACUAUCUUUGCCUUCCAAACACUCCAAAGUACGACAGAUACAGCGACGGCUCUCAAACGGUAGGAUACGUUUACGGCACCGAGUAUCAAGUUAGUAGCUAUAGUGGGUAUCCUUUCAGACGAAAUCUCCAUGAUCAUGAGGCGCCGUGCGCUGUCUGCUUUGUCAAAUCACGUGCUUCAAUGCUGAUGAUGCCCGCACGAAAUGAUUGUCCAUCUGGAUGGACCGAAGAGUAUCAUGGGUAUCUGAUGACUUCAUAUUACGGUCACAAAAACCAAAAAGACUUCGUCUGUGUUGACAAAGACCCAGAGUAUGUUCCGGGGACUAAUACGAACAAGGGUGGUGCCUUGCUGUACCACGUUGAAGGGCAAUGUGGCUCUCUUCCAUGCCUUCCAUAUGUUCAGUAUCGAGAGCUGACAUGCGCGGUGUGCACAAAGUGAGAGUGAACGUCGCACAAACCUUAUGUAGCCGAAAACACUGUAGCCCAAAAGCUCAAGAGUAUGUCUUUAUCAUAAAAGAUAUAUUGUAAUAAAAAAGGCAGACAACGCAAUGCCUUUCUAUUUAGAAAUAGACUUGAAAAUCUAUCAUGCAGCUCUUCAAAAAAACAGUGUUCUUAAUAAUAUGUCCAGUAGAUCAUUUGUAUGUGUAUAUCCUUUGGUACUUCAGUAGUCUGAUACCAGUGCAGUUUAUGGUCAUUGCAGCCUAUACUAUUUUUCACGAAAACUUCAUACGGCCGUUCGAAAUAUAAGAAGAGUAAAAACUGAGGAUCCUUAAAUCCGUCACUUUUGGUUGUUUUUUGUCGCUUUGGUGGUUAUUAAUGACAAAGCAAUUGUACUAUAGCAUAAAGUAUCCUUACACGUCAAUAGUAGAGUAAUGUACGUAGAAACAAAUUCUUAGCUAAGUAAAAUACUAAAAUUUGUUGAGAGUUGAAUAAGAUAAAAACAUCAGGACCCUUUCUGAUUAGAACUAAUACGAUAC
Messenger RNA from Porites evermanni, 10848 nucleotides. The record is from the annotation of a GenBank genome assembly. Lineage: Eukaryota; Metazoa; Cnidaria; Anthozoa; Scleractinia; Poritidae.